AUGAACUCCUUUACGAAUAUGAGAAUAGUGAUGUCUAAUAUUUUCAAACCAAAUAUAAAUAAGACAUUACAUAAAGGAAUAACAUCUUCGAUCAUAGUUAACAAUAAAACAUUUCCAAAAUCAACUGUAGAUGCAGCUGAUGUAGAAAAACAUUCACAAUUAGGGAAAGAUUGGUGGAAUCCCAAUGGCUCAUUGAUAGGUCUCCACAGAUUCAAUUUAGUAAGAGUACCAUUUAUAAGAGAUGGAUUAGUGUCAUGUUCAUUAGAAGAUAGAACAAUUCUACCUUUGUCUAAGAAAACAAUUUUGGAUGUUGGGUGUGGAGGAGGUAUACUAUCGGAGGCUUUAGCAAGAAUAGGUGCAAAGGUCACAGGAAUUGAUGCAAGCAAUGAACUAAUAGAAUUAGCUACAGAACACAGUCAAAUAGAUUCUAAAAUAAGCGAAAACAAACCUUUAUACCGCUGUGAAACUAUUGAGGAACACUCUAAACAAUUUACUGAUCACUAUGAUGCAGUGGUCGCCUCUGAAGUAAUAGAGCAUGUCGCAGAUAAAGAGCUGUUUAUUAAAGCCUGUGUACAAUCUGUGAAGCCAGGAGGCAAGAUAUUUAUAACAACACCAAACAAAUCUAGACUUACACAGAUUCUAGGUAUAUGGCUUGCGGAAUAUGUAAUAAAUGCUGUCCCUAAGGGCACUCAUGAAUAUGAAAAAUUUACUACACCUAAUGAGGUCACAUUUCUGUUGGAACGAAAUAAUUGUCAUGUACAACUUAUCCACGGUUUGAUGUAUAACCCUAUAAAUAAUAAGUGGUCAUGGGUUAAUUCACACACGCUAUUGUUUGCACUACAGGCAGUCAAACUGGAAAAUGAUCAA
Messenger RNA from Brenthis ino (lesser marbled fritillary), 867 nucleotides. The record is from the annotation of a GenBank genome assembly. NCBI's taxonomy places the organism in Eukaryota, Metazoa, Arthropoda, Insecta, Lepidoptera, Nymphalidae.